Molecule: messenger RNA, 633 nt
Organism: Penicillium waksmanii
Lineage: Eukaryota; Fungi; Ascomycota; Eurotiomycetes; Eurotiales; Aspergillaceae
Product: ATG16 family protein
Exons: 3
Coding region: 1-633 (210 amino acids)
Biological process (GO): autophagosome assembly
Cellular component (GO): autophagosome membrane
Source: RefSeq, a predicted model, not a curated record
AUGGCCCAUUGGAGAGAGGAGUACCUGGCUGCACUGGCAGUGCGAGAUCAUCGAGAAAAGGCCAAUCUCACCAUUUACGAUGCUUAUACCCGACUCGCAGAUAGCUCGGCCAAAGCUCCUCCUGCCAUAGAACUAAGUGGGAACUUAUCAGGCGAGAGAAGGCUCGCAGCUAGCAAUGAAACCCAGAAAGUUGCCCAUUCUCAAUCCACGGCCGCCAAAAAACAUCAGACAGAAGCGGGACCGUCAAUAACAGACCUUCUGAACACUACUCGCACAGAAUUAGCUGAAGCACAGCGUUCUCGCGCUGAACUACGAGAUCGCCUGGACCAGACUACUAACGAGGCGGAAAAACUCCGAAAGAAGAUCAGCCAAGACGGCCGACGAAUAAACUCGCUGGAAGGCGAAGUGGCGCAACAGCAGAAACGUCUGAAAGAUGUCGAUGAAGAGUUGAGAGGAAAGGCCAAAUUGCUUGACGACUUCCAAGAUGAAAUAGCAGCGUUGAAUCUUCAGAUGAACAUGGCCGAGCAAAAGGCUGCCAGGCUUGAACGCGAGAACAGGGAGCUUGUUGAUCGUUGGAUGGCGAGGAUGGGCCAGGAAGCCGAUGCUAUGAAUGACGCCUCUAAGUUUUCAUGA